Molecule: messenger RNA, 2874 nt
Organism: Mytilus trossulus (common blue mussel)
Lineage: Eukaryota; Metazoa; Mollusca; Bivalvia; Mytilida; Mytilidae
Exons: 4
Coding region: 131-685 (184 amino acids)
Source: RefSeq, a predicted model, not a curated record
GAAAAUGUAAACAGAAGUCAUGACUUAUAAAACCAAGUAGGCCAAUAAAAAAAAUACCCAAAAAAUAAACAUUUUAAUGGUGCAUUUCAAAAAAGUGAUGAGUUGAUCAGAAAAUACUUUAAAUACAAAAAUGGCAGGAGAUGGUUCAUUCUCACCAGUGACUGUGAGACCAUCACAUAGACCGUACAGAGAACGUUAUCUUAAUGAUGAAGUUGACAAACUUGAAGGUCAUGAUGGACCCAAAUUGGUUCGACAAAUGGUGAUUGGUUUCUCAUGUGCUGCUUUGUUUGGUUUAAUAAUGUUAGUAAUUGGAGGUGUGUUUAUUGGUGAUGCUGUCAAAUCUGGAUAUGCCAUAACUAUUAUGUUAUGUGUAAUGGGCAUAGUAUGUGGUCUUAUUAUACUAGUCACUGCUAUAAUAUUGGGAAAAUUAUUUAUCUCAAGAAAGUGGAGAAUAUCUAGAGGACGUCCAAGACGGCCACCUCAGCAGUGUAUGCAGACUUGUUCAGUGAUCCACACCCCUUCCAAUGAUCAGCUGAAUACCUGUACACGACCUGAUCCACCGCCAGCUUAUGAGUCAAUUAUGAUGGCAGAAAUAGGAACUGAAGAUGGACCAAUAAUAAUGACAGCUCCGCCUAAUUAUCAUGAUAUUUCUGCACCACUACCAAAAUAUGGAGAUUCUAUUUGAUAUUUAAAUGACUGGGCAUUGUAUUUAUAGUUCUUCCUGUUCUUGUCUCUAUACAAAAUGUACUAUAUAUUUUAUCACUUGCUUUAAUGUUGUACCUGAAAUAAGGACUACUUAAUGUUAAUGAAUCAUAAAUGUUGUUGUACAUGUACAUGUUAUGAAUGCAAGCACAUUUUUAUAAGCACAGAAGGUCUUGUUGUUUUGAAACGUGUAAUGCAAACUUAAUUCACAUGUUUUCUUAGCUCUUGAAAUUUACAAAAUCUCAAUCAUAAUGAUAUUUUACUAUAGAAACAAAUCUUAGAUCAACAACUGACCACCAGAUGUAUUGUGUAAAAAUUAUUUAUCUCCAUUUUUUUUACUAAGUUGGGGGAGAAUAAUGUAACUUAUUUAAUUGUUCUACUGUUCUGAAGCUACAUUGUUAUUUGUGGUACUUUUAAAAAUUUUAGAUUUAGAAGGAUUUUUUAAUGAAUUGUACAUGUGUAUUAUGUUAUUGUUUUAGAUGGGUUUUUUCCGUAAUUGAUUUGUUUGCAGAUUGUACCACAUUUUUGUAUUGUAUAUUCUCAAUCCAAAAAAUAAUAUACUUUAACAAGAUCUGUGUUUUGUAAAUAAUUUAUAUCAUAUUUCUAUAUUCAAUGUUUGUGAGUACUCAUGUUAAGUGAAAGAGCUUAAUUAUGCAUGAGAAAGGCAGGGGGCUUGAUGCCAAAGUUAAUAACAUGUGUAUGCAUAUGAUAAAAGAUCUUGUGCAUUUCUGAGAAUAUCAGAUUCUGGAGCUUUAUGUUAAUGAACCCAAGUGCAUUUAUUAAAAAGGGUGAUAUCUUGAGCUUGCAGAUUUAAAAUACUUUUUUCUUACAAUAUUUUACUUUUUAAGUGGUUGUGCUGCACAGUUUUUUUAAUAGCAUGUUUAUUUAUUUUAAUCAGGUUUUGUACUUUAGUCAUCAUCAUGACUAUUUUUCCAGUGAUAAACAUGAUAAAUAAUGACUAAUUUUUAUAGAAACUAUUUUUUGUACAUCUUCACUAGCCAGCAAUUAUAAUAAAUUUCUACUCUCAUUACACUUGACCUUUCGGGUAACUUUUUAAAGUCUGGUUUCUUCAAUGUCAUUUUUGUGUUAUAGGAAACUUCCUGUAAUAAAUACUAACUGUCUAUUCAAUUAUUUCUUGGCUACUAAUUUGCAUUGAAUCAGGACAUCUUUUUUAAUACUUGGUUUACCAAUUCGAUAAAUUCUACAUGCAAGACUUCAGGUGUUUUGUUUCCUGUUUGAUUCUGGAAUUCAUGGUUCAGAUAUACCUAUAUAAAAUUCACAAAAAAAGAGAAUCCAAACAAUUAUAAUUAUGCUAUUUAUAUACAACAAACUCAUCAUAGAUACUAGGACUACAAUUUUGUACAACAUACCCAGUUGUCAAGCUUGAGUAAAAAAAGUGAAAAGGGACAAAUAAAGUAUGAAAUUAGAGAGCAUUUAAGACCCAAAUCCCUAACAAAAUUGCCAAUUAUAUCUAAGAUAAUCUAUUCCUAAGGUAGAAAGACCUUAGUAUUUUGAAAAUUAUAUAAAGUUUUAUAAUCAGUCAAUGUAUAACAACAACCAUAUCAAUGAUAAUUCCUGUUGACAGUUAAGUACUGACUACUGGGUUGGUUAACCCUCGGGGAGUUAACAUCCACCAGCAUUGGCUUUGACCCAGUGGUUGCAAUAUUGGUAGGUAGUAAAUGUGUAUAUUAUUGUUGUAAAAUGUCUAAUUAAGAGCACAAUCAUUUUUCAUUAUUAAUUGAAUUGGUUAAAGCAGUUUUUAAAACUCUAUAAUUAUUUUUUUAUCAUUUAAGUAACCUUGAAGUUGUUGCAUUUUUUCUAAGAGAAAUAAAGCAAAUGUUGUUUGGGUUUAUUAUUGUGUGUGGGUUGCUGUCUGAUUGAUUUUACCUGCAUCUCAUUUCGUUUACGUAUAAUACUUCUAAUUAAAUUGUAAAAAAUGAUUUACAACAAUUCUACAAAGAAAUAUUUUCCUAUCUUGACUUGUGAUAUUUUUUCAAUGCUUAUUCUUCAUGAUAUAUAUAUAUAUAUAUAUGUACCUGUAUUAUGUAAAUUCUUAACCUGAUUUUUUGUCAUCAGAUUUAAUUUUGUUAUAAAGUUGUGAUACUUUUGUUAUUGGUUUUAUAUAUUAGUGUAUUCAAGAAGAUUUUAUUUACAAUAAAGUGAACAACUCAU